CCCCGGCGGGAGCGACCCGGGAGCUGCGGCCGCUCCUCCGCUUCCUCCACCUCCAGUUCCUCCCCGCGGCGCCCGCAGCCUUCCCGGGCUUCCCAGAGCGCAGCCGACGUGCCCCACGCCAACACAGCCAACCCGAUGGCGUCCGCUACUGCCGUGCCUGUAGGAUUUCACUAUGAAACCAAAUACGUAGUGCUCAGCUACCUGGGCCUUUUAGCACAGGAGAAGCCACAGGAGCAUCCUCCUCCUCCUCCAACUCAAGGGACUCAACAACAGCUUAUGGCACAACAUGCUCUGGAGAAAGAGGCUUUGGAGAAGAUUAAAAUAGAGAUCGAGGAGGAGCUAAAACAUCUUGAUGAAGAAAUCUUGGAAGCAUUUACCACUACAGGGUUUGACUGCCACACUUCCCCAGUGUUCAGCCCUGCCAAUCCAGAGAGCUCAAUAGAAGACUGCCUGGCUCAUCUGGGGGAGAAAGUGUCCCAGGAGUUGAAGGAACAUCUGCACAAAGCACUGCAGAGCUUGCUUAGCAAGCCGGUGACGUAUCAGGACUAUCGGGAGCGCACGCAGGAGGCGGCUGCUCAUGCCAGUGGAUGGAACAAGGUCUUGGUGCCCCUGGUUCUGUUACAACAAUUUCUGAUGGAGCUGACCAGACGGGGCCAGGAACCACUGAGUGCCCUUGUGAACUUCGGGGUGACGUAUCUAGAAGAUUAUUCUGCAGAUUAUAUCAUUCAACAAGGAGGAUGGGGAACAGUUUUCACUUUGGAAUCGGAAGAGGAAGAGUAUCCUGGGCUCAUUGCAGAGGACAGCAAUGACAUUUACAUCCUGACCAGUGACAACUCAGGGCAGGUGAGCCCCCCGGAGUCCCCCACGGUGACCACGUCGUGGCAGUCGGAGAGCCUGCCCGUGUCCCUGUCAGCGAGUCAGAGCUGGCACACGGAGAGCCUGCCAGUGUCCCUGGGACCUGAGUCCUGGCAGCAAGUGGCCAUGGAUCCUGAAGAAGUCAAAAGCCUGGACAGCAACGGAGGAGGCGAAGAGAGGAGUGAGAACAACUCUUCCAACUCUGACAUUGUUCACGUGGAGAAGGAAGAGAUACCAGAGGGGAUUGAGGAAGCAGUGGUGCCAGCCGGCGCUGCAGAGACCAUGCAGGCAGCCUUCCCAGAAACCUCUGCUUCUUUACAGGAAAUAAAACCUCCUGAAAUUGCUGCUGCUGGAAAAGCACAUCCCUCCGCACUUCUGCGUACAAAACAGGAGGAGAAGGGAAAAGCAGCUGAAGAGCUUGUUGAACCUGAAAUCCCCGUGUUAAGUAAACCUGUCCCAAAGUUAGCUCCAUCGGAAGAAAAGGCUGCACCAGAACCUGAGAAAAUACUGCUUCCAGGGGAAAAAAAAGGGGGGAAAGAGGGUCAUUUGGAAGAAAUAGAAGAGAAAUCCUCAGCUGCAGAGGAGAAGCCUAUCCUAUUGCCAGAAGGGAAAUCUAUACUGCUGUACGGCGGGGCUGCCGCCGUCGCUAUAUUGGCUGUGGCAGUGGGAGUAGCGCUGGCGCUUAGGAAAAAGUAACGGAGCUCUCUUGAGGAGGAGGGGGGAGAGAAGAGAGCACAUCCAGUUUUUGUAGUUGUGUUACCUAAAGGUUGAGCUGCCUGCUGUUUAAUUGGACAUUUGAGUAACUCAGUGGUGAUGAGGUGAGGUUGUUCAAUAAGCCUCCAGCUACGGACAAUCAUGUUUUUAAGUAGAAUCGGGGCGGGGACUGGUUUUUCGUGAUUAAAGUAUGGGGGUAUUUUUAAAAAAAAAAAAAAAAAGAAUCUGCAAAUUUAAGAACUUAAAGUGCAGGUGCUGAAGAAAGGGGUGCUCAUACUCUAGGAACUGGAACAGAGAAUCCCCAGGGGAAGGGGAGAGCCAGCUGCUGCCAACCCCUGGAGAUUUUGGCUUCUCAGAUUGACCGCUACUGCAGCUGUGCUGUCUUGUCACUUCCUGUUGUGCCCCCGAGCCCCUCCUAACAAACAUUAGCCAACCUGAGUCCUGUAGCGAGAGGCUGGUGUCCCUUUUGUCUCAGCUUCCUCUCAGGUACAGCACUGCUCCUCAUAACCUUCCAGGUUCCUCCUAAGCCCCAGUGGGACAGUGCUUAUUCUUACCUCUUGGCUCACACUGGUUUUGGCCCCUAACGUUUACUGGAGCCCCAUCCUGUAAAGAUGCUGCCUCUCUAUAGCUGUACUAUCUCUGAGCAUCCUGGUGUUCCUGGGGCAGUGCUGCUGCCCAGGAGGGUGAGAGGGACACUGCUGUUUGCUGGUUUGAGAAUCCAUUUGCUCUGCUCCUGCCCAGCCCACUUUACUGCAAGCCCUUCAGAGGCACGAAAUUGAUGCUGGACACGGUGCCAUUGGGAUCAGUACUCUGAUAUCUGGGGUAGAUUCAGCAAAAACACAGCAAACCCGUGUGGAAGCAAGGCCAGUGCCUCAAGUGCAAUUCAGACGUUAAACGCUCUGCUGUCCUGUGUCACGCUGCAGUCUGCAUUGUCUUCCCCAAGUUAAGCACAGAGUGUAUUUAGUCCUAACUUGGUCUUGCCUGUGACAGAAUCCCAGAUAUAUAAAGCAAUGGGUUCUAGUAACUGAGCAAAAGAGCAUUAAACAUCUCUACCUGCUUGUUCCUGGCCUGGCCUGGAGUGCUGUUCAGUGCGAUUUCUUUUGCGACUGUGAAUCUGUAACUGGCUGAACUUACAGGUUCACAAACGAUGAGCAAUUUACUUUGGCAAAAAAAGGAAAUCCCCCUUCCUGCAGUCACAGCACUUCAGGUGUGCGUGGAGAGAAGCUUUCAAGUGUUGCCCUACUCCUCAGAGGGAUCCUGCCACAAGGGUUCCUCUUUCAGCACGUGUCUGUGUGUCUGUCCUUGUCCAUACCGCAGCUCUGUGGGCAACACCUUGGGCUUCCCAGGCAGAACUGUGCAUGCAUCUCUGAGGGUUGGUGCUGGCACUGUGGUUUAGACCAGAUGGAGGAAGGUGAAAAGGGAACUUGUGAUAAUGUAAAAAAUGAAACAUGAGCUUAUGGAAGACUUCGCAAAGCACAAAGACAAGGUACUUUUAUUUCUAAAUUAUUAUUUCUAAGUAACCAUAUCAAGAGUACAUGGGAUCUCAGAAUGAAGAGAUCUUAGCAUAUUCUCUAUUUUAGAAUAUCCUUGCUGCAUUUUCCUAUCCCAGGAUGCUGGAAAGUUAGUCAGAAUGUGUCAGAUUCUGAGGAAUUAUUUUUGUGUAAGCUUUUGUGAAAUGGAUUUUCUAGAAAAAAUGGAUUUUGAACUCUGUGUGUGUGAAGUUGAAUAUUGAGAGGAAGGUUUGUGUAUAUACUGCUGCUGUGGACUGAACUUGGGAGCUCUGGAGUUCUGGACUGUACUGUUGAUAACUGAUUGCUCUUCUUCCAUGUAUAAAACAUAGCAGGUUGGCCUUAUCAGAAAAAAAAAAACCAACCCAAAUCUUUUAUCACAUUGCAAAAUGGAAUUGACUUUUUCUUUUUGCCAUUUUCUGGUGCCCUGCUGGUACUCAUUGCUGUGCUGUGUCCCUGGAAGGGGUGGCUGGGACCUCCUCGUGCCAUGGACUCUGGUGUCUGCAUUCCCACCAUGGCAGUUCCCUCUCCUGGCCCCUUGCAGGAGCUUCCUCCACGUGGAGGAGAGGUCUCUUUAUGCUCCAUCUGUCAUGGACAUGCAGGAUAGGGUUGUUUCAGUAGGAGUGUGGACAUGGGUGGAGGACAGACAAAAAUAAAUCCAGGCUGGCAAGGGAAGAAGUUCCAGACUUACUGCCACAAGGAGCCCAGUGGGGCAUGAAAUAUAAAUCUUCCACACACAGCAGUGAGAAGGUGGCAGCACUAGUAAGGAAAAUAAAUGACUGUGUUAGGCAUUUUCAUGGUCAGGCCUUGAGUAUCUGGUGUGUUGCUACAUUUCAUGGAGCAUCAGUUGCAAGGUAUGUUUUGGUUGCUUCAUCUUUUCUUUGUAAUGUUCUUCUUCUGGGGUCUUUUAGAUUUGGCAAGUCAGCGAGAAUUUGAACUGACCACAUGUUCAGAAAAUUUACUGUAUGAGUCUCUUUCCUCUGGCACACUCCACUAGUUAAAAAGGUCAGCUGUGAGGUUGAGUUCUGCAGAGUUUGGAGUCCUGUGGUCAGAGCUGAGAUCACCAAAGGUGGGUAAGCUCAGAUGGCAGUGUUCCUACAGACCUGAGUGAGAGGCUGCACUGUUAAGAGGUGUGCAUUAAACAAUGGAAGUUUUCUUCCCCCUUAUUUUCAAGUAUAUUACAGUAAUCCUAAACUGCAGGGUCCAAUUACCCUGAAAGGUGUGGUGCAACCUCUCUUUAGUGGAUCUCCUGUAGCUGGCAGAGGGAAGGCAGGAGCUAUAUACCUGCAAAAGGGCAUAGAGAAUUAUGUUCACUGUCUUGCUCAUCUCCUUCCCAGAAGUGCCUCAAUAUCUGUCCUUGAGUGGCCUGUACUUUAACAAAAUAUCUACCUUAGACCCAUUCUGUCUUCACUUUAUCCUUAGCAUACCCUAAAGCUGAGAUGCUAAAAUAGCAGAGGACUGGAUCUGUGAAAAAAAGUGGGAAAUACUUAAGGAACUGCAGUGGGUAGCGUGUCAGUAAGGAGUUAUCAAGGGAAAGGCUUUCAAGAGAAGGUGCAACUUAAAUUUAGCUGUGCUUAAUUCUAAGCUGUGCUUAGUUGGGCAUUGUGGCUGGGAGCUGGGCAGGGAGUUUCUUCAGCUGGCACUGCAGGAACAAGAGGCUGAGAGCAAAGGCAGAAUCCCUCUGUUGCCCAGAGUGCAGAUGCAAAGCCAUGUCCCAGCUCUUGUGUGCUGGGUGGAGCCUGGUGGGCUCCUGAGUCCCUUGAGCUCAGAAGAUCCAGGCUGUGGGGCAGGUCAGUACUGCAGGAAUCCAUCCUUGCUGUUUGUGAGGGCUUCAUUUUUCCCUCUGGCCGUGCUCAGGCAGCUGCAGCUCAAGGGCUAGCUGGAAGCUGAGUGCUCUUACACAGGACAAGUUUUGCUGCCAGAAUCCCAUUUCCUUUCUUCCCCCACAGCUAGGCUAAAACUUUGGACUGGCUUUUUAAACUAAUCAAUGCUUUCUAAUGGUUACAAAUGAAAAGUUUAAUUAGUACUAAACAAGCAAGCUCCUGAACUUUGGUCUUCUUUCAUUUUAAUGAGUGUAGUAGAUAAAAUAAUCUGAGGCUAUAAACCUUCCCUAUAGUUAAUGUCAGUUACAGAGGUAUGGCAGUACUGUCUAAGCCCUAAAACGGUAGAUCUUGCUCUUCUGGCACCUCAGUUGUUCAUUCACCAAGCCAGAGCAAGCUCCUGUUACAGAGUUUUGGAGUGCAAUUACUAGAAUCUUUUGGUGUGAAAUGGGGGAGUGGGGUGGGGAGGUGCACAUGGCUGGCCCAGGUGUGAUGCCUACAGGCACCACAAAGCCCAGGGCUUCAGCAGAAUGCCAUAUUCUGGGCUCUAUUUGUGUCUGCUCAUGUUGGAGCACAAUGGGAGAAAGUGUUUCCCAGUGACAAAUUCCUGUUUAGUAUCUUUAUUGAUGAUCUGGAUGAGGGAAUGGAGUUUAACAUCAGCAAACUUGCAGAUGGCACGAAGUUGGGUGCAAGUGUUGGUCUGCUGGAGGGUAGGAGGGCUCUGGGAGGCACCUGGACAGGCUGGAUUGGUAAACUGGGGACAGAGUGGCUGGC
This is a messenger RNA of Pseudopodoces humilis (Tibetan ground-tit), 5671 nucleotides long. RefSeq names its product BCL2 like 13 (gene BCL2L13). The record is from RefSeq and is a predicted model, not a curated record. Gene Ontology annotation, biological process: regulation of apoptotic process; apoptotic process. Gene Ontology annotation, cellular component: membrane; mitochondrion. NCBI's taxonomy places the organism in Eukaryota, Metazoa, Chordata, Aves, Passeriformes, Paridae.